UUUCAUUUAUUCAUCCUGUCAUAGAACACGAGUACAUCAUUGUCAUUGGAUGGCUCAUGAUCAUGUGAGGCUCCAACACUUCGAAACCUGCACACAGAGAUGUUGCGUCCAGCUUGCACCAUAUGGUCUGAAUACUCCUCCUGUAAAUGAGUGGCAUCGCCCUUUAAACUAAACCAUCCAGUAACAAUCGCUUCGGCCUGGCUGGCAACGCGGUGGACCGACUGGCGGAGAUUUGGGGGGUGCUGCCAGUGUAAUAACAAGGUAGAAACGAUGAAAACUCAUCUUUUCAGAAAACGUCAGUGACCGCAGUCGUGUUGUAGCUAACAUUCAUUGUACUGUAAGCUGACGCCGCGUCCAGCCACGAGCAGCGGCUGCUGCCUUGUUAUGUAGCUGACCUAACGUUAGCUAACGAGCGUUAGCAUGACAGCAUAUAAACCGAGAGCAGAGAGACAUGCAGCUGUUUGGUGUCGAGUGACAGCUCAGCGAAGUUAACCCACCUUGCCCUUCCGGCAAGCUAACGUACUAACGUUUAGUGUGUUAACGGUUACAAAGCCGCCCUGCUGUGCGACAGAAAGAGCCGUUAAUUCAAAGCCGCCGUCCAACGCCACACGGUGCGAGCUUGUGUUUGGGAACAACAGUUUGAUUUGUCAGGCUUUCCCUCUGCUCCGGUGCCUGUCAAGAGAAUCGCAAGAUCUCCUCGGGCAAUUAGGUAAGCUGCUAUUUAAAGCCAGCCAAAACAUAACUCAUGUGAGCUGCUGCUGUCUGAUAUUACAACAUUUAGACACAGACGUAUCCAGUGCGUUACCUAACUUUGCUCAUGAUGUUUACUACGCUGCUGAGGUUUUUGGUGCAUCACACCGAGUCGUCACCGUCAGUCCAUUACUGCAUGUCGGGAUCAUAACCAAUCCCAUCAGUCCUGUCGUGAGGAAGGCGCGUACUGUUUUCCAGCCCGCCCCGAGCGGCUCUCUUCAUCCCUCCCUUCUUGCCAGUCCUCUUGGUCCGGCGUAUGUCAUUUCGCCUGCGCAGGGUAAGUUACACAACCAAAAUAGAAAAGCGUCUGCAGGCGGUGCUCACAGGCAGGUUAUAUUCGCGAUUUAAAGCCGGUUCGGUCAUGCGUUGUAUUUGGAAAUGAGAGCCCUGGACUCAACAUGUGUUUUCCUUUUAGAGAGAACAAUGAUACGAACAUGAUCAGCGCCGAUGGCCUCUCUAAAUGCGAGGCGACUCUCCAAGACAGAGGCAGGAGGAGGCCACCCGCAGAGAUGCUCCAUCUGCUGUCAGCUGUCAUUGUUUGGCUGGUGACGGGAACCACCAUCUCCAGCCUCAACAAAUGGAUAUUUGCUGUUUACAACUUCAGGUAUCCUCUGCUGCUGUCAGCGCUGCACAUGCUGACAGCCAUAGUGGUGGACUAUGGGCUGAUCAAGCUGCGGGUGGUCCGUCACAGAGGGGUUGGAGAGCAGGACCUGACCCCCAACGCAAAAUGUAAGGUGUUCCUGUUGAGUCUGACAUUUUGUGCCAGUAUCGCCUUCGGGAACAUGGGUCUGAACUAUGUCCAGCUGUCAUUUGCACAAAUGAUCUACACUACCACUCCGCUCUUUACUCUGGCCAUCUCCUCUCUGAUCCUGGGCAAGCAGCAUCACUUCCUCAAAUACACAGCCAUGAUGCCCAUCUGCCUGGGAGCCUCCUUCAGCAUCAUGGGAGAGGUCCAGUUCGAUCAGACCGGCUGCUUCUUUGUGUUUGCAGCGACUAUGUUGAGGGGAGUCAAGUCCAUUCAGCAGAGCAUCUUACUCCAGGAGGAGAAAAUCAACUCUGUGUUCCUGCUCUACCUGAUGUCCAUUCCUAGCUUCUGCAUCUUGGCCGUGGCAGCUCUGGCCUUGGAAAACUGGGCUGUGCUGGAGUCGCCGCUGCAUUACGACUGCCACCUGUGGGUCUUUAUCUUGCUCAGCUGCCUGGGCUCAGUCAUGUACAACUUGGCCAGCUGCUGCGUCAUCACACUCACCUCUGCCGUCACUCUGCACAUCCUCGGCAACCUGAGUGUGGUGGGAAACCUGCUGUUGUCUCAGCUGCUUUUCGGCAGCGAGCUAUCCGCCCUCAGCUGUGCCGGCGCGGUGCUGACAUUGUCUGGCAUGCUCAUCUAUCAGAACUCAGAGUUUAUCGUCAGCUACAUGGACGCACGGAAGGCCAAAGCUAAAAAGUCCAGAGAGGUGGAUUUUCACACUGUAAGUGGAGAGGACUUGGACACAGGUAGUGCAUCUGAACCAACAUAUCAUCAGCAGAGAACAGACGGGAAACAGGAAGACAAAAUGGACUGAACUGACAAGAUGAAGGAGAGAAUAAAAUGUUGAAGGAUAAAGUGGGAGUUCUGUGUCUUUAAAAGGGAGUGUGACCUUUUAAGGCCAUCGUCACUGAUGAUGUUUUCUUCCUCACUGUGCCAAUUUAUUUCUCCUCUGGUCACACAGAAAUGGAGUCUAAAGACAGGAAAAGGUGGCCUUUAUUUAUCACAGUGAUGGUUAAAUUCUCUCCUUCAUCUGUAAAUCACUCAUACAUAGCCUAUAGCGGUAUAUGCAUGCAUGUGCACACUAAACUGUUUGAUACCUCAUGAGGUAUUCACACUGUCACUCAUACUACUCCACUGUGAAAAUGUGCUCUUUUACAGAGGGCUCUAAUCGAUAUUUUGGGUGGCUGUUGUGGAUAUUGCAGGCCACAUGUGAAACUGAGGUGAGGCGGGGCUGAGAGAACACUCCCCCUCAUAUCUGAACUGGCACAAUUUGUAAUAAAAAUGUAUAUUAAUAGUACUGUUACCUGACAUUCACCCGGCCCUGUCAUGGUAGGGGACUGGGGUUUUUGGCAGCUUUUUUUGUUGUUCGUAUGUGAAGCAGGGAGCUUGGUAUAAGGACACUAAAACUUUUUUUAGAGACAGAAGUUACAGUGAUGGACAAAGCCAACAUUUCUGUGCAAUGAGAUGCCUCUUUUCCUCUACUGAAGCACAUUUUAAUAAGAGGCCUGAACGCUGUGUUUUGUCCUCUCCUGUAAACCUCUGGCUUCCCACUUAAGGCCUAGAUUUUGUUCUCAUACCAUUUUUAAAAGAUUGUCUCUGUAGAAUUAGUUCAGUUAUUUCCAUCUUUUACAACAGCACGCUCGCUGCAGCAGUCCUCGAUAAUUAGGUUCAUGAGGUCUCUAAGGAGUGUCACUCAACUUUAGCUGUCUUUUCCCUGCGGAAGACAUGAGGAAAAUGAAGAUUGAGCUGUCCUUUAAGGUCGCUUCUUAAAUCUAACCUGUGUCAUUUGUUAGGUUGAAUUUUUCCCUUUUUGUGGGUGACAUUUUCAAAAAGAAAAUUUCCAUUUUUUUGUAUGUAUGUGGAAAAAGAUAUUUAUUUUUGAAUGGCCAUAGCAAUCACUUGCUUUGUAACGCUGUAGAUUUUGGUCCUGAAGUAUCUUGCCUACAUGUAAUAUUAGACGGCACUAAUGUCUCCUGUCUUCUCUCUUUAGGGAAAAGUCAGGUAUAUUAGGCAGAAGACUGCAUGCCGUUGAAAGCAUCUUAAAAGAUCUGGGAUGCCUGAUAGGUACAUUCCCUCCUACAUGUAGGGCAUGUCAAAAGUUUAUUUUGAAAGUGUUCUUAGUCCACUGUGUGAAAAUCAAAGACUGUAUAAAAGUAGUGGACGUAGCCACUGUGACUUCACCCAUUUGUUUGUGGACUACUGUUUUGAAGCCUCGAGUUUGAUAUUUUGGCGGUUGCCAUCUUGAUUGUUUGUUUGUUUUUGUUUUUUUGGGUGGGGGUGGAGCCAAAAGUUACCAUAUUUUGAUGAGAGGGUGGAACUGGGGAGGAGCUAGGUGUGGAGCUGAGGUUAUCAGCUAACAAUAGUGCUAGCUAGCUUGUUUACCCAGGUGCAUCUGUAAUUCACAUCUUCAAAACUAUCAUGUUAAUGGGAUACUAAUUUUAGCUAGCAACAGGUAAAUGUGGUAGUGACAUGUCAAUCACAAGGUAUCCAUUCUCUAAAGCAUACCUUACUUUUUCAUCUAUUUCACUCUAAAUGGGACCAUAUUUUAAAAAAUGAACAUUGUGCUAUAUUGAAGAAGACUUGAAACUAGUGAUUGAGACCAUGAAUUCAUUAGGAAGGUGUUUACUGAGGUAAUAAAUCAAGUGAGAUCAUUUUCUCUGUCACUUCUUUACAAUACUUCUUUUUGUUGCAUCCAGUGGAGUCGCCCCCUGCUGGCCAUUAGGAAGAAUGCAGGUUUAAGGCACUUUAUACUGGCUUCACUUUUCAGACCCAGAGGCUACAUCCACUUCUUUUGUACAGUCUAUGGUGGUAAUACUGGUUCUGUCAGUGACUAGACAUGCUAACGUCCUGUUUUGAGCUCUCCCAAAACAACAAAUAACAGAAGAAGUUUUCCGAACAGCCGCCACGUUUUCUGUAUACAGUAUUUUGCCGUAAUGAUAACUGCUGACAGGAUUGUAUGUUGAAAGGUUUUACUAAAUGUAUCACUGAUAACAUUUCAAGGUGCCAUUGAUAAAAUUACACUGUCCUGAGCAUCAUAUCAUGUGAUCCUUGAUGCUUUUCAAAAUAUCCCAAGAAAGAAAUGAACCAGUUUGCUUUGUUUUAAAAUUUCAAAACACUAACUGCUGUUGUCAGCAAUUCUCAAUUACAAGUUUAAAGAGAAUGUACAGCAGAUCAUUUCAUUGGUUUUACCUUAUUGAUUACCUCAGCUGUUAAAUAGGACUUGUUAUGCCCUUGUGGUCAUUGAUUACUAACUUUUUGGACUGAGAUCAAGGAGCUUUUCAAUACCCAGAAUAGAACUGCAGCAUGUGUAUGAUGGAUUUUAUUGUGGUCAAUAAAGAAGACAUCUGAUCACAGAUGUCAACAUAUGCUAAAAUAGAACCGCCUCAGCCAUCAUUGUUUUGGUUUUGUAACCUCAGUUUGGAAGGUUUGGCUGCUCAUGUUGGGUAGAUGAUGAGCGUGGGGAAACAGACAAUGUGUACAUAUUGGUUUGGAUUGUUUGCAAAGCUACUUUGGUUGUAAAUAGUUAUUUUAUUAUAUUUAUGUAUUUUCUAGUCAUGUUACUGUUUUAAACUGUACUGGUUAAAGAAUGAAACGUUUGCCUCAUGCCUUAUUUGGACAUUAUGUAGAUAAGAAAGGAUUGAUGAUUUUUAUUUGUUGUUUUGGUCAAAUUGUUUGUUUAAUACUUUGAAUGCCAACAGCAGCCACACUUGCUUCUGUUUAGGGGCAAAGAUGUGGGUGAUUCAUAAAAACAUGAUCUGCAAUUGCUUGAAUAAAAAUAAAUGGGCUGGUACAAUAAUAAACAAUAAAGAAACCAACCCCCUUAUUACGGA
Messenger RNA from Micropterus salmoides (largemouth bass), 5325 nucleotides. It is a transcript of the gene slc35e4, whose product is annotated as solute carrier family 35 member E4. The record is from RefSeq and is a predicted model, not a curated record. Gene Ontology annotation, cellular component: Golgi apparatus. Gene Ontology annotation, molecular function: antiporter activity. The transcript is spliced from 2 exons. Bases 1149 to 2309 code for a protein of 386 amino acids. NCBI's taxonomy places the organism in Eukaryota, Metazoa, Chordata, Actinopteri, Centrarchiformes, Centrarchidae.